CGGUACUAUGGUGGGUUCUGGAUGGAUUGUCGGAACAAAUAAAACAAGUGACGCAAGGGAGUUGAUAUUGUUCUACUAGGUACGUCGCGCAAGUUAGCAUUGUAAUCAGCGCAUGAUAAUAUUGUGCGGGCCUGGUCUCUUGGGCAAGUCCUCUCUACUGUACUGGUAACCUAAUUCAUAUUGUACUCCCGCAAUCGGAAUCUGGAGCUAACCCCGCAUUGGAGCUACAAGCUCCCUGCGGCUUGCUACGGUAACUCCCAGGUACGGUACUGGGACUGCUUCUCCACCAACUAACUCGAAGCAAACCGCAAAAAAAUAACUUGAGACCAAGUUCAAAGUCUAACGGACAAUACAGCAACGGAGCGCGCAAGAGAGAACAAUGCCACCGAAAGCAAAGGCUGCCCCCAAAGCCAAAGAAUUCGAGAAACCCAAAGAGGCGCCUCCUCCACCGCGCACCCUCAACGAACAGAGCCAUCAGAGGUACGAGCUCGCGCACCCGCUCCACGAGGCCUUUCAGAAGGUCGGCAUCAGCGGCCUAUCGGCACCAGAACUCCAGCUGUGGACGAGUGCGCAGUACUGCCGUGCGACGGCGGCGAGCUCAGGCACCGCCCACAAGAAGCAGCAGCAGCAGCUCGGUAACAAGGCCCACCGCGAGACGUGGCGGACCUUCAACGAGGCGUCUCUACCCCUCCGCGUGCCCAAGAAGCCCACCUGCUGGGGCAAGGACUUCGCUGGACGGGACGUCGGGGAGCUGUCCCUCGACCAGUUCCGCGCGAGGUUUGAGAAGCGCGCCAGGCUUACUUGCCUGUUGGCUGCCAGGGAGACGUCGUCGCCGCAGUCGGAGCCUGAACUGAUCAAGGAGAAGCGGAGGAGGCUUGAGAUGGCGACCUUGAGGAGCGAGCUCUACGGGGAGCUAGUGGGUAGCUUGGCGAGGGAUCCGGCGUGGGAUGACGUCGUGCCAAUCCCUUUGAACGAGCCGGAUAAUGCGCUGGCGGCUAUUGCGUACCCGGACGAUUAUGCUGAAGCCAUAUCAUAUCUCCGUGCCGUCAUGGCAAGCAAGGAGUACUCACCGCGCUGCCUCAAGCUCACUGAGCACAUCAUAUCCAUGAACCCAGCACAUUACACCGUCUGGCUGUACCGUUUCUCCAUCAUCAAGGCCCUCGGGCUCGCUAUCCCGGAUGAGAUCCAAUGGCUGAACAGCGUCGCACUCCAGCAUCUCAAGAACUACCAGAUCUGGCACCACCGCCACCUCCUGAUAGACAACUACUACCCCAAGAUAGCAGACGACAAGGAGCAGGUCGCCCGGCUGGCGACGUCGGAGCGCGACUUCAUCACGACCAUGCUGGCCGAGGACACCAAGAACUACCACGUUUGGUCGUACCGCCAGUUCCUCGUCAGGCGGCUGCAGGCGUGGCGCGACCCGGAGGAGCGCCGCGCCGUCGAGGGCCUGAUCGACGACGACGUGCGCAACAACUCGGCCUGGAGCCACCGAUUCUUCCUCGCCUUUACUGACCCGGAGCAGACCACGGCCGGGUCCCAUGCCACCGAGGCCGACCUGGCCGUGCCGGCCGCCGUCAUCGACGAGGAGCUCGCCUACGCCAAGGCCAAAAUUGACCUGGCGCCCCAGAACCAGAGCCCUUGGAACUACCUGCGCGGCGUGCUGGUCAAGGGCGGGCGGAAGCUGGCGAGCGUGGAGGAGUUUGCGUCGGGGUUCGUGGCGGACCUGGGCGACGCCGAAAAGGAGGAGGUCAGGAGUACGCACGCCCUCGACCUCCUGGCUGAGAUAUACGCCGAGAAGGGGGAUAAGGAUAAGGCGGCUUUGUGUCUGGAUAGGCUUGGGGACGAGUGGGAUCGGAUACGCAAGGGUUACUGGGACUGGAGGAAGAAGACUUUGACGACGGCUGUCUGAACACGGCUUUAAAUUACAUGACUUACUUGAAAGCACGUCACGGGGUUCCCAUAAGAAUCAAAGGGUUUCAAGUCGGGUAUUUGAUAUUUUGUAUUGCUGUGUAUGGAGAUGAAAAUUGGUCCUGCUACCCUCCGCCUCUAUUCUAGUCUAGAUGGUAGGUAGCUUCAUCAACUGCUUUUGGGCAAUGGAGUUGUUCC
Pyricularia oryzae 70-15 is the source of this 2106-nucleotide messenger RNA. RefSeq lists its product as uncharacterized. Gene Ontology annotation, cellular component: CAAX-protein geranylgeranyltransferase complex; protein farnesyltransferase complex; cytoplasm. Bases 380 to 1909 code for a protein of 509 amino acids. The transcript has 3 exons. The record is from RefSeq and is a predicted model, not a curated record. Lineage: Eukaryota; Fungi; Ascomycota; Sordariomycetes; Magnaporthales; Pyriculariaceae. Gene Ontology annotation, molecular function: protein farnesyltransferase activity; CAAX-protein geranylgeranyltransferase activity. Gene Ontology annotation, biological process: protein geranylgeranylation; protein farnesylation.